Molecule: messenger RNA, 807 nt
Organism: Mycena indigotica
Lineage: Eukaryota; Fungi; Basidiomycota; Agaricomycetes; Agaricales; Mycenaceae
Product: p-loop containing nucleoside triphosphate hydrolase protein
Exons: 3
Coding region: 1-807 (268 amino acids)
Biological process (GO): double-strand break repair via homologous recombination
Cellular component (GO): nucleus; chromosome; cytoplasm
Molecular function (GO): four-way junction helicase activity; 3'-5' DNA helicase activity
Source: RefSeq, a predicted model, not a curated record
AUGGAAUGUCCUGGGGCUCCCCGCGCAGCAACGCGCCGCAUUGCCGUCUCCAAUGCACGCCCGAAUAUUGCACUGUCUACGCGGGCCACAAAACAUGAGGAAUACUCGAUGGCUGACCUGCGUUUCACAAUCCCGAAGGACGCAAAGACAGCCACGGAUAUCCCAAUGACGCUAAUUUACUUCAAUGAACGAUUGAAGGCGGAACGGGCACGCGACCGACUCACCCAGUGGGCCGCAGACGAGGGCAUUGAGAAUCUGACUGAUGGGACUUGCGUGGCGUUCUACCACGCCAAAGUGGGUCCAAAGCGAAAGCGGGAGCUUGAGUUCAUGUUGGCUGAGGGCCGUGUUCGCAUUCUGUGUUGCACGGAUGCUGUUGGAAUGGGAUGUGAUAUGCGUAACAUUGAACGGGUUGUUCUAUGGGAACUACCACCCUCGUUCUGCGCACUGGUGCAGCGGGCCGGUCGUGCUGCGCGAGACCUCUCCAGGAUGGGCGAGCCUAUUCUGAUCAUCAGCAAAAACUCGAUUAACAAAGGUGCAAAGACCUUGGAAGCCGAGAUCAUUGCUGCUGUCGAGGCUGCUGCGACGCAAGCAGAGGCGAUGAAUAUCGCCGAGGAGGCACCGGCAGAGACAGAGCAGGAGGGUGUCGAGGUUAACGAGGGUGGGCAGCGGGUGCUAGUGAAUGAAGGUGGGGUGCGGCAGGGCCACAUCAGGAAAACUCUUUUUCUCUGGCAGACCUGGUGCCAGGUCCUCCAGGUCUGCCAGGUCUGCCAGAGAGCAUCUGGUCCCAGAAGACAUGCCCAAUUCUAG